GAAAUGUGCCCCCUUGUCCAGUUGGGAAAUGGUCAAAUACCAGCUUUCCUCCUUGUAAAGACCCUUUUCCUCUGCUGGAAUCACCGCCACUAAUCAGUGGACCAGAAAUACAAGGCAACAAUUCAUUUGGCUUCAUCUGUGAGGUUGUUUGUGACGAGGAUGAUCCCGACCAAAGAUUUGAAGUUGCCUGGACGUUCAAUGUAUUGGAAGUGGUGUGGGCAUUUGAUGGUCAGCAAGACACCUCACUGCCGUCUCAGAUCAUCAGUGGUGCUAAUCGAAGUGCAAUCUUGGAUGGAUCCUAUCUUAAAGGCCAUUUAAACACCAUGGUUGGUACAUCUAUAAUUUCUUAA
Candidula unifasciata is the source of this 350-nucleotide messenger RNA. The record is from the annotation of a GenBank genome assembly. NCBI's taxonomy places the organism in Eukaryota, Metazoa, Mollusca, Gastropoda, Stylommatophora, Geomitridae.